Molecule: messenger RNA, 2015 nt
Organism: Morus notabilis
Lineage: Eukaryota; Viridiplantae; Streptophyta; Magnoliopsida; Rosales; Moraceae
Product: ethylene-responsive transcription factor RAP2-4
Exons: 1
Coding region: 587-1651 (354 amino acids)
Biological process (GO): regulation of DNA-templated transcription
Molecular function (GO): DNA binding; DNA-binding transcription factor activity
Source: RefSeq, a predicted model, not a curated record
GAGGCAGAGAGAUAUUCACCCAAAAAAAAAAAAAAAAGUUUCAGAGAAAGAAAAGAGCGUUGAGAGUUUCAGAUCUGAGCGAUUUGAUCGUUGGUUUUCUUUGUUAAUUCCCCUUCCCCCCCCCUCUGUAAUACCCCGCUUCUCUGAAUCCCUUUCUGUUAAUCAUCUGUCUUUCAGGUUUUCUGAUUUUUGGGUUUGUUUUUCAAAUUAACCAAAAGCAAAAGCAAACUUAGAAGGAUUUCUCGAAAGCCAGGUGUUUUCAGAAUCGAGAUCCAGGCUUUUUAUUUUUUAUUUUUAGACCUUCUCGAUUUCCCGUUUUCUUCUGGUAAUUUUGUUUUGUUUUGUUUUGUGUAGUUUUGUUUUUUUUCCCCCCCUUAAUUUGGAACUGGCUUGGAGGAUUAUUUUUUCUCCCUCAAGGUUAGAGAAGAGGUUAAUUAUUUUGAAAAACCUCUUUUAGGGAAAAUUUUUUUUCGUAAUUUUUCGUUUUCUACCCAGUACCUGUUUCUUGGAUUUUGGUAAGAAUCAGGACAAUAUCUCUCUAUUUUCUCUCUGUUUUGAUUUUGUUAUUUUAGUGACUGGCAAAGAAAUGGCAGCUACAAUGGAUUUCUACAGUAGCAGACCUCUUCAAUCAGAGCUAAUGGAAGCACUUGAACCUUUUAUGAGAAGUGCUUCUCCUUCUUCAUCAACAAUAACUACCUUAUCUCCUUCUUCUUCUUCACCUUCUCCCCCUUCAACUUCUUCUCCUUCCUACAACUAUUUCUCUUUCUCCCCCUCUAUCCAAGCCCAAGCCCAGACUGGUUAUGGUUGCUCAACAUCGACGGCCCAAAUGUUUUCCGACGGGUUUUCGAACCAAGCCCUCUUGGGUUUCGAGCAGCAACCAGGCUCAAUCGGGCUGAACCAACUAACGCCAUCCCAGAUCCACCAGAUCCAGGCCCAGAUCUGCCAGAUCCAAGCCCAAACCCAACCCAACCUUGCUUACCCAACCCACAACCACCACCAGCAGCAACUUCACAGCCUGAGCUUCCUGGGCCCGAGGCCGGUCCCGAUGAAGCAAGUGGGCUCGCCGCCGAAGCCAACGAAGCUCUACAGAGGGGUCCGGCAACGGCAUUGGGGGAAAUGGGUCGCGGAGAUCCGUUUGCCCAAGAACCGGACCCGGCUCUGGCUGGGGACUUUCGACACUGCCGAGGAAGCCGCGCUGGCCUACGACCGAGCCGCGUACAAGCUCCGCGGCGACUUCGCGAGGCUGAACUUCCCUCACCUGCGGCACCACGGCUCCUCCAUCGGCGGCGGUGAGUUCGGCGACUACAAGCCGCUCCACUCCUCCGUCGACGCCAAGCUCCAGGCCAUUUGCGAGAGCCUGGCCGAGUCGCAGUCGCAGCAGAAGCAGGGAGUUAAGAAGAAGCCGCCGGCGAAGAGGUCCUCGUCGGCCAAGCAGGAAGUCCAUGAGCCGAAGGUGGAGAUCUCGCCCUCGCCGCCGUCGCCGGUCGUGACGACGGAGAGCGACGGCUCCGCGGGGUCUUCGCCGUUGUCGGAUCUGACCUUCCCCGAUAUCGUCGAGUCACCUUGGGAUUGCAACAACGGUGGUCUGGAAAGCAAUUACUUGUUGGAGAAGUAUCCAUCGGAGAUUGAUUGGGCUUCUAUUUUAGCUUAAUUUGCUGUUGCUUGUUGUUAAUGUUAUAUUUUUGUAGCUUUGUUCAAAAUUAGUGUCAGAUAAUAUGUAAUUUCGGUCUUAGUGUUGGCUGCUGCGAUGAAAUUUUAGCAGUUGCAGAGCCAAAUUUAGGUUGUUUUUUUUUAUAUUUUAUAGGUCAGUGAAUUGGGACUAUUUUUAAUUAAAUAUGUUAAUAUUGAUGUAAAAUCUCGGCCAUGGUCAGCUGGUUUUUUUCUUGCGUAGACCAUGGGAGACUGAUAAAGGCUUUUGUUUAGUUUAGUUUAUUAUAUGUUUCUCUUGUUGGGUAUGUGUUGUAAUUCAAUUUUUACUCCUCAUUAAUGCAAUGCAUGUAUGUUGUAGGAACUUA